Anthonomus grandis grandis is the source of this 2573-nucleotide messenger RNA. RefSeq lists its product as uncharacterized. Lineage: Eukaryota; Metazoa; Arthropoda; Insecta; Coleoptera; Curculionidae. The record is from RefSeq and is a predicted model, not a curated record. The transcript has 2 exons. Bases 498 to 2573 code for a protein of 691 amino acids.
UAUAAAAAAAUAAAGUUGAUGGUGGUUUCUCGGAAACGAAACGUCGGAUAUAAAAUUUUAAAGCGCCAUCACGUACUACUUCAAAAGUGUCAAUGAGAAAGUGUCAAUAGUUUUUUGAUAUCUUUUAAAAUAAAGCCAGGAAAAAAUAAAAUCGAUAUUGGCAAAUUUCCGUUUUUUCCAAAUAUCUCAGCAGGCCAUGGAAAUUUUUGAAGUUUCUCAACGGCACACACAGGCGAAAUUCGGGGAAAAGCCGGCCAUAAAUCGGAAAUACCAACUUCCCAAUUAAGGCCUAUUCUGAGUAUAAUUCAAUUAUCUAGUUACCUGGGUAUAAUAAACAAUUACCCUUUUGUUUUUCGUCUUGUCACUUGCAGAAAUAUUUUAGUUGAAAGUUGAUGUUCGUGGAGACUAUUUCAUUGUGAUUCAAAAGCGCCUGUAAAAAGUAGUAAUUUAAAUUUAGUUUUUCGGCAAAGUGUGGGUGAAAAUUUUGUAAAGCAGCAAUGGAGCCUAUUGCUAGUGGGACAGCAACAAAAUCUGCUUGGUUUAAAAGAAGCCAACUUGUCAGUUGGUUAGGAAUUUGUCAGUCCAAGAAAAGAAUGGAGCAGUGCCGUUAUUUGGCAGAAAAAGUGAUCUCUACCGUGCGAGUUGAACGCUUGUCAGAAGAGUCUUCAAAAGUCAUAUAUAAAUUCAUCGAGAAAUAUGACACAAAAUGGUCAUCAGCAUCAAGAAAUAAAACUGCAUUUGAAAAUAAAAAUCGAGAUUGGUUAAAUAUUGAGUUGGAAUUUUCUUCUGCAAUGAAUGAAGCUCAACCAGCCGAAAUGCAGGAUACAACUCUAUCGAGUAGAGGGAGGCCAUUCACUGGAUUUUUAGAUUUAAGUGACCGAUCAAAAAGAGGAAGAACUGAACAGAAGCGAGCAGAUCGAAGCCCUGAAGAACUAACAUUUGCUGCUCAAAUGAAAUUUAGGUCCGAAGGUAAACUGGAUGAAGUAGAUGUGUUAAAAAAUGUUGCAUUCUCAUCACCAACCCAUGCAUCAAAAUAUAAAAAAUCUCUUGAAAAAGAAUGUGAAAUACCAUUUUCAGCGGACGAAGCCUUAUCGCUUUUUGUAGAGGCUAAAUUGACAAAAUUUCAAUACAAUCUUAUAAGAAAUUCGGCAAAAAGCCAUAGGUCAACUCUCUAUCCUAAUUAUAAGUCAAUAACUGCCGCAAAAAAAAAGUGCUACCCAGAAAAUCUAAGCAUUUCUGAGGAUGUUGCUGAAGUGCCUCUUCAAAGUUUGCUGGAUCAUACAUCUUUAAGGUUAUUUGAGUCCCUAAAAGAAGUUUUAAAUUCUUUAAACCAAGAAAAAUAUAAUAAUUUAAAUUUAAUUUGCAAAUGGGGGUGUGACGGGAGUUCUGGGAUGAGUCAAUACAAACAGCAGUUUGCAGAGUCCAAUAUUUCAGAUGCUAAUAUUUUUUUAACAUCAAUGGUACCAAUUCAGCUUAUUAACGGUGAUCCCAAAUCAAAAGAUAAGUUUGUAAUCUGGGAAAAUCCCAGAACUUCCUCCACACGAUUCUGUAGACCUCUUAUAGUCCAGUUUAGGCAUGAAACAACAGAGUUAUCAGUGAGAGAAAAGCAAUAUUUUGACCAACAAAUUUCAGAUUUGCAACCAACAAAGCUUGAUAUUCAAGGAAACAAUGUAUUUUUAAAACACAUUUUAUAUUUUACAAUGAUAGAUGGCAAAUUGUGUAAUGCUGUUACUGAAAAUACUUCAACUCAGAGAUGCUAUUUGUGUAAUCUAACAUCCAAAGAUUUUAACAAUAUCGAUAAGGUUUUAAAACAAAAAAUUGCUGACGAAUCUAGAUUUCAAUUUGGUUUGUCAUCUUUACAUGCUUGGAUUCGUUUUUUUGAGUGUUUGCUGCAUCUAUCUUAUAAGAUGGAAUUUAAACAAUGGCAAGCGCGAGGCCAGGAAAACAAAGAAAAACUUGCAAAUGCCAAAAAACGAAUCCAAGACUUAUUUUUUAAAGAAAUGGGACUAUUGGUUGACCGACCAAAACCUGGUUUUGGAAGUACUAAUGACGGCAACACUGCUCGCCGUUUUUUUGAGAAUGCUGCUAAAGCUUCGGAAAUUACAGGCAUUAAUCAAGAUUUGAUAUUUAGAUUCAGAGUAAUUUUAUUAACAAUUUCUAGUGGUUUUAAUAUUAAAAUCGAUAGUUUUAAGGAUUACUGUCAUGAUACGGCCAGAAAAUUUGUAGAAUUGUAUUUGUGGUACAAUAUGCCAACUUCCGUGCAUAAAAUCUUAAUGCACAGUUCUGAUAUAAUAUCAUAUUUUUUGGUUCCAAUUGGGCAACUUGGCGAAGAAGCCCAGGAAUCAAGAAAUAAAGAUAUUAAAAGAUUCAGAGAAUUUCAGGCACGGAAGUUUUCAAGAAAACAAAACAUGGAAGAUAUAUUUUGUAAUCUCUUAAUAUCUUCUGAACCUUUAAUAUCCAAUAUGAAAAAAUCAUCUGCUAAAAAGCUUAGACAGUACCCUUUAGAAGUUUUGGCAUUUUUUGAUGAACCAACAAUUUCUGCUGAUGAAAGUGAUAGUAAAGAUAUUGAUUGA